Molecule: messenger RNA, 384 nt
Organism: Aspergillus terreus NIH2624
Lineage: Eukaryota; Fungi; Ascomycota; Eurotiomycetes; Eurotiales; Aspergillaceae
Product: ankyrin repeat domain-containing protein
Exons: 2
Coding region: 1-384 (127 amino acids)
Molecular function (GO): protein binding
Source: RefSeq, a predicted model, not a curated record
AUGGUCCGUCCCACUGUCGCCAACGAGCGAAACCCCCGGACGGGUCUUCUUGCGCCAAACAACGCUGGACACUCUCCCGUGCACGCCGCUGCUACGUCGGGCAAUGUGGAUAUACUCGAAAUGCUGUUCAACAAAGGGGCAGAUCUUUCGGCCCUUGCAGCAAAGAAUGAGACACCUCUGUACUUUGCAGUCAACAAUAAUCGACUCGAUGCUGCGAGGUACAUUCUGAAACAUGGAGGGGACUUCUCGACUCCCACCACCGAUGGGAUGACCCCUCUAUACGCUGCUUCUUAUAACGGGAAUACAGAGAUGAUCCCACAAUCCGUGAAGCAACGGGGCAAACGGCUCUCUACUCUGCUUGCAUUGGAGGCCAUAGAGAAAUAG